AUGCCAAAAACAAAAUAUAAUAAAAUAUUAGCCAAUGAUGAAAUAUUAGAUGAUGAUGAUAUUUUAGGUGAUGGUAAUCAUUUUGAUGAAUCAGAGGUACCUGAUGGAAAGAGACCGAGUUAUAGGAAAUACGAUGUCCAUGAAGGGAUUAUGUUUUGUGUGGAAUUGUCAGAACAGAUGUUCCAACAAUUACCUGAAUUAAAUUAUAAAGUACAGCUAUUGGAAAUACUCGAGUCCCUUUUAGAGUUAAUGUCACAAUUAGUGAUAACAAGGCCAGGCACUGGUGUAGGCUGCUACAUAUACAAUUGUCAUAAAGACAAUUCUAACAAUAAUAUUUUUAACUUUAUACCCUUGGAAGAUGUUAAUGUCAAGGCAAUGAAAAAAGUUAAUGAUCUACUAGAUGAUCUGUCUAAUGAGAGAACUACUUUGACUAAAUAUUUCCCUUAUGACAAAACUCAGCGUACCCCUUUGGAAUCUUUAUUAGAAUUAACACAAGAUGAACUUGUGAAAAAUGUCUCGACUCCAAAACCCUUUAAUAAUAAGAAGGUAUUCCUAUUUACAGAUAAUGAUUCACCAACAGAGGCUUCAGACAAGGCAGGUAAGGCAAGAUUGAGAAGACUGUUUGACGAUAAUAAUGAAAAUUUUAUUACCUUUGUUCCAUUUUUUAUCAAUAGAGAGAACAAGCCGUUUGAUAGUUCUUUUUAUUCAGAUAUCUUUAAAUUGGGCAAUUCGGAAAACCCAUCAUCUGAUUAUGAAAUCGAAUUUGAUGGCCCAAGUACAAGACCAAUAUCUGCAUCUUACAUAAAAUCUAGAGUUUUAAGAAAACAGGAGAUUAAAAGGGUUUUGUUCCAAUGUUCUUUAAUAUUGAACAAAGAAAUGAACUUCACCGUUGCCAUUAAAGGUUACUCAAUCGUCAGUCAAGAAAAAGUGGGAAGCAGGUACAAAAUGGUUUAUGAACAUGAAGAUGUACGGAAAGAAGCAUUUUCUAAGAGAAAAAUAUUAAAUUGUAUAACCGCUGAAGAGGUUAAAGAAGGUCUAACAAAAGUUUUCCCUUAUGGUGAUCUUAAUAUAGAACUUUCAGAGGAAGACAUCAAAAAAGUUAAAGAAGCUUAUCUUGAAGAUGGUCCAUUUUUAAAGUUAUUAGGGUUUAGAUCACUCGAAAUCUCUUUACAUUAUUAUAAUAAUAUAACAAAACCAAGCUUCGUCGUCCCUGAUGAAUCUAAAAUAGAUGGAUCCAUAAGAAUGCUUGCUUCGCUUUUUAGAACCAUGAGGAAGAAAAAUAAAGUAGCAGUUCUUUGGGGGAAACUUAAAGGUAACUCCCAUCCAGGACUCUGGGUACUCUCUGCAUCAAAUGCAAGUGAUCCCAAUGAAGGAUUUUUUUUAUACAGAAUACCUUUUCUUGAUGAAAUUAGAAAAUUUCCAGUAAUAACUACAAGCAGCUUCAAAGAAAAUGCGAUGAACACCAUCGAAUACGAAAAUAUAAAGAGAACUACAGAAAAUAUUGUUGGUUAUUUCAACUUGAAGCAUGGGUACAUACCAUCA
Vanderwaltozyma polyspora DSM 70294 is the source of this 1542-nucleotide messenger RNA. RefSeq names its product ATP-dependent DNA helicase YKU70 (gene YKU70). Gene Ontology annotation, cellular component: nucleus; Ku70:Ku80 complex. Gene Ontology annotation, biological process: telomere maintenance; cellular response to gamma radiation; double-strand break repair via nonhomologous end joining. The record is from RefSeq and is a predicted model, not a curated record. Gene Ontology annotation, molecular function: telomeric repeat DNA binding; double-stranded DNA binding; damaged DNA binding. NCBI's taxonomy places the organism in Eukaryota, Fungi, Ascomycota, Saccharomycetes, Saccharomycetales, Saccharomycetaceae. The annotation marks the transcript as partial. The transcript has a single exon.